This is a messenger RNA of Anopheles merus, 1058 nucleotides long. Its product is annotated as carbonic anhydrase 2-like. The transcript has 2 exons. Bases 208 to 1017 code for a protein of 269 amino acids. Gene Ontology annotation, cellular component: cytoplasm. The record is from RefSeq and is a predicted model, not a curated record. Gene Ontology annotation, molecular function: zinc ion binding; carbonate dehydratase activity. NCBI's taxonomy places the organism in Eukaryota, Metazoa, Arthropoda, Insecta, Diptera, Culicidae.
UCGGUUUCGGAAUUGAAUCCUAGCACGGAAUCGGAAUCGGAUAGGUUCGAUUCCGAGCUCCCACCACAAGUCAGAAUCGAUCGGUCCGUUUUCAUCGAUUUCCAAUAGCUCCUUCUGUUGCGGACUAACCUUGUGUUUUGUUUUGUUUGCCACAUCAAACGAGCACUUGGCUCGGAUCCUGGCGCCCACACCAGUGUGCCGCUGGCAAUGCAACAAACGGCAUCGAAAGGCACGGUCCAGAGCCCGGUCUGUCUGGUGCAGGGCCGGGCACGGAUCGUGGACGAUGCUGCCCCGCUCCACUACGUGGGCCACUGGGACGGCCUGGGGCGGGCGACGCUAUCGAACAACGGUCAGUCCGCCGUGCUAACGCUGAGCGAGCGUCCCUUUCGGCCGUUCCUGGUCGGCGGCCCGCUCGGCAGCGCGUACCUGUUCGAGCAGCUCCACUUCCACUGGGGUCCGGACGAUGCGGCCGGCUGCGAGCAUCUGCUCGACGGUCGGGCCCACUCGAUGGAGGCCCACCUCGUCCACUACAACGCCCGGUACGGCAGCUUCGGCGCGGCGCUGGCCCAUCCGGACGGGCUGGCGGUGGUGGCGCUGUGGCUCGAUGGCGGGGGUAGCGCCGUGUGGCGCCCGCUGCAGCCAAUCGUGCGCGCGCUGCGCCACAUCCGCCGGCCGGGCACGCGGACCACCGCCCUACCCGCCGACUGUUUGCGCUGGCUGGCCGCCGGGCUGGAGCUCGGGCGGCAUUACUACACGUACGACGGGUCGAUGACGACGGCCCCGUACCGGGAGUGCGUCCGCUGGCUCAUCUACCGCACGCCGGUCUACGUUUCCCCCCGGCAGACUGCCGCCUUUCGCCGGCUGCUGCGCCGCUGCCCGGCCCGACCCGGCGGCAGUCGUUUCGCUCCGAUCACCAGCAAUUUCCGCCCGGUCCAGCGAUCGGCCGCCGGCGACGACCCGCUCGGCUUGGUCUUUGUGCGGGACAGUGUGGGCGCGGCCCGGCGCGCCAAACUUUAGUUCGCAGCAGGUGUAUCAAUUGGCAAGGUUUGUACGUUUUG